AUGGUCGGAAUCAGACAUCCGCUGCACGGACUGUUGCGUGCCAGGAGAGGAGGUCGCUGGUUUGUAAAGGCUGCUUUCAAGGGAUCUUCUCGAAAAUCUUCGCAAUCUCGAAGGGCCCCCUGUGUCCAUUUGUGGAAGCAGGAGUGCACAGUUGGUCGUAAUACUCCUGGGAACGCCGGUAUUCCAGAAGCUUCGCAGGUGUUCAGAGGUCCAUCCUACGCAAGCCUCGCGAAGGAUGGCUGCUCCACAGUCCCCCUGUGGUGUCGACGACUGCCGCAGAGGCACUCCACUACGACGAGCCACAGGGCAGCAGCAGAAACGGCAGAGAAAAUAGCGGUACCGCCGAGCGAUCCGGAGCCAGAGAGAUCGGCGUGCCAUGCAACAGAAAACUCUGAUGACGAUGAAGGACGUGCUUCAGAUCAUGAGGAUUUGAAUGGAGAUAACGAGGCCGUGGACGGAGGCAACCCUUGGGGCGUCCAUUUGCCUCUUCUGGCUGCAGUGGUGCUCUCUGGGAGCUUCGCCGGUCUCUCCACCCUUCGCUUCUUGUCUGCGCACAGAUUUUUCGCUGGCCGCAUGACCGGCAGGCAGCAGCCGGGAAGCUGGAAUUAUGAGUGGGAUGCGUGGAGGUUCGCAAAAGGCUCACCAGAGCAGGAGCCACAACAAAAUCCCUACACGCGGCAUAUUAUUCUUGUGCGCCACGCUCAGUUUGACAGCGUCGAUGCCACAGAUGACGAAGCCCUCGGACUAACGUCAGUAGGGCGCCUCCAAGCAGAAGUCACUGGCGAACGGCUCAAGGCAGUACUCAAGGAUAAGAGGGUUUCCGCCAUCUAUCACAGCAACAUGAGGAGAGCUCGAGAAACGGCAGAGAUUAUUGCUUCUAAAUUGGGGGACACAACACCAGGAAUAACAACCGUUCAAGACCCCCUUUUGGCAGAAGGCGUUCCUGCUAUGCCUAUACCCCCUUCGACUGUGUUUCACCCAGCGCCUGCCACUGUGGAAGCGGAUAGCAAGCGCAUCGAAGAAGCAUUUAGGCGGUACUUCUACAGAGGCACCGGGCCGGAUCUCCAACAGCAGCAGCAGCAGCAGUUACUGCUCCGUCGCCAGCAGCAGCAGCAGCAGCCAGAGGCGGCUGCGACUGCUACCGCUAACAGCAAAUCCACUGCCAAUAGCAGCACUCCCGCAAACAGCAAGCCCCUCCCAACAGAGGAAUACAGCAUUAUUGUGUGCCACGGAAAUGUUAUUCGCUAUUUUUUCUGCCGGGCCCUACAGUUGCCUGCAUCCGCAUGGCUGCGCUUGGCAACCUUCAACUGCGGCAUCACGUGGCUUAGCAUAGACAGAAGAGGCUACGUUUCCGCGCGGCAGUUCGGAGACACUGGCCACCUCAAUCCUUCAAUCAUCACUUACCGAUGA
Cyclospora cayetanensis is the source of this 1410-nucleotide messenger RNA. Its product is annotated as serine/threonine-protein phosphatase Pgam5, mitochondrial. NCBI's taxonomy places the organism in Eukaryota, Apicomplexa, Conoidasida, Eucoccidiorida, Eimeriidae. Gene Ontology annotation, biological process: positive regulation of mitochondrial fission. Gene Ontology annotation, cellular component: mitochondrion. The coding region runs from base 1 to 1410 and encodes 469 amino acids. The transcript has 7 exons. The record is from RefSeq and is a predicted model, not a curated record.